AUGGACGAGUACACUCUCGUGGUGAGGAAGCCCUGUUUUGGCUUGCCUACUGCUUGCCCUUCAUGCUUGCCGGUCUUCUUCUACCUCAAGUUUGCUAAUGUUCCCUUUCACUUGGAUUACAAUCUUACCUACCCUGACUCUGAUAAAAUCCCUUAUAUUGAAUCUGGUGAGUACGUGACUUAUAAUAAUGAGAAGGGUGGCAUUAUCGAAAGACUGAAAGAAGAUCGCAUUGCUGAUUUGGACACUGAACUUCACUCAGUUCCGGAAUGGAUAUCUACAAAGGCAAUGAUUAGCUCCUGGCUUGCUGAUGCAAUCAAGUAUGAACUCUGGUUGGGAACAGAUGGUAGUUCUGCCGAAACGAUAUAUUAUUCUGAUCUCCCAUGGCCAAUUGGAAAGAUUCUAUUCUUAAAGCAACUGCACAAAACAUACAAGAGAGCCAGCCUUGCAUUUGGAGCCCUGUCAAGCAGGUUGGAGGAACAUAACUUUUUAUUUGAAAACAGGCCAUCAAGUUUGGAUGCACUCUUUCUUGGGCAGGCACUUAUCACUCUUCAAGCAUUACCAGAAACAUCAGUGCUGCGGAGCAAGCUUUUAGAACAUGAAAACCUUGUUAGGUAUGUUGAUAGGCUUAAGACGGAGUUCGUGGAUGCAGGUUCUUCAUCUUCAGUCCCAGACUACCCUUCAUCAGCAGCUCCUAGAAGAAGUCCUUCAAAUUGGAGUUCUAAGCCCAAGAGCAAACCCAAAAGGGAAAAAACAAAGGAGGAGAAAAGUUUUAAGAGAAGGUCCAAAUAUUUUUUGGUAGCACAGCUGGUUUCAGUUGUACUUUUCGUCACUCUCAUGGCCCGAGCGGAUGAUGCUGAAAUUGAGCUUGAUGAUGAUGAAGGAUAUGAGUAA
Prunus armeniaca (apricot) is the source of this 891-nucleotide messenger RNA. NCBI's taxonomy places the organism in Eukaryota, Viridiplantae, Streptophyta, Magnoliopsida, Rosales, Rosaceae. The record is from the annotation of a GenBank genome assembly.